Messenger RNA from Columba livia (rock pigeon), 2940 nucleotides. RefSeq names its product myo-inositol 2-dehydrogenase. NCBI's taxonomy places the organism in Eukaryota, Metazoa, Chordata, Aves, Columbiformes, Columbidae. The coding region runs from base 102 to 1694 and encodes 530 amino acids. Gene Ontology annotation, cellular component: cytoplasm. Gene Ontology annotation, molecular function: oxidoreductase activity. The record is from RefSeq and is a predicted model, not a curated record. The transcript has 9 exons. Gene Ontology annotation, biological process: NADPH regeneration.
GGGGCUGCUCGGGGCUGCUCCGCCUCCCGGCCUCGCCGCGGCGCCCGGUUGCCUGGCAACUGGGCCGCGCCUUCCGCUUCCGGCCGGGCCGCGCCGCCGCCAUGGGGCGGAAGAAGAAGACGCUGCACGACUACGCGGCCGAGUUCUCGGAGCUGGCGGUGCGGCGGCAGCUGCUGCAGCGCGGGGCGGCGGGCGAGCCGGCCGUGGUGGAGACGCUGUACUGCACCUCCUGCCAGCUGCCCAUGCGCGUCCGCCGCGACCGCAUCCUGGAGCACCUCUCGUCCGGCCGCCACUACCGCAACCGCCGCCUGCUCCGCCAGCACGGCCUGCGCGGCCCGCUGCUCCUCUCCGCAGGUCCCGACAGCCCCGGGCUGCCGCUGCAGCUGGACGCACCUUCCCUUCUCUCCCCACCAUCCUUCAUCCUCACCGGCACCAGCGCCGGCUACGCCAUGGUCCCCUCGCCGCCCUCCUGCCACAAGCCGCUGGUUCCCCUGCAGCCCGUCACCCCCACUGUGAGCACAGCCCCCCCCAGGGAAGACCCCACACCCUCCACCUCUGCCAGCCGCCCCUCAGCGCUUCCUGCCUUCCGCACCAGGACCUCUGCACCCGAGGCCUCCGACAGCGCCGUGCCCGCCUCACAGCACAGUGGCGGCAUUGGCCUCGCCCUGUUCGGCAUCGGGCUCGCUGACAAAGCCUUGUUUCAAAGCCUGCUGGAGGAGAACGGCUGCUGCUUGCUCUACGUGGUGGAGGACCAGCUGGAGGAGGUGCAGCGUGCCUUUGGCGCCGAGUUCCUGGCCGGCACCAGGGUGCUGCGGCAGCAGGACGCCGGUGCGGCGCUAAGCGAUCAGCGAGUCUCUGGAGCCGUUAUUUGUUCACCGCCUGAGGAAGCCUCCGAGAUCGUAAUAGACGCUUUACGAGCAGGAAAAGGGGUGUUUUGCGAGGGGCUGCCCAGUUUGGACAGGCAGAGGGCAGGAGCUUGUUUCGAUGAAGCCGACAGAUGUGGGAGGCCGUUGGUGUGCGGAUUCUACAAGCGCUUUGACCCGGCGCUGCAGUUCCUGCGCAGGAAGGUCCGUGACAGCCGUGCCCUGGGGAGGAUCCACCGCGUCGGCACCGUCAGCAGCACCUACCCAGCAGCGGCCCCGAGCCUGCUGAGGGCCGCAGGUGGAAUUUUUUAUAACGCUGCGGUGCACGAUAUAGAUAUUGUCAGUUUGCUGUUGGGAGAGAGCGCACCAGAUACGAUAUUUUCCCUGGGGCAUGCGUUCUGUGCAGAUCUGGCCCAGCUGAAGGACGCAGACACUGUGGCGAUCAGCAUGAAAUUCCGUAGCGGAGCGAUCGUGACCCUGGACGUCAGCCAGCACUGCACCAAAACCUGCGACCACAGGCUGGAGGUUCACGGCUCUCAAGGAACAUUACGGGUCGAUAAUCAGAAUCCCCUGGGGAUUACAGAGCACGGGACUUCGGUGUCGCUGUGUUCCCAGACCCAAGCUGAUCGCUACCGGGACGCGCACAGGGAGCUCUUCCGACACUUCCUGAGGACGCUGAAAGGCACGGAGCCCCCCGCCGUCACCAAAGAGCAGGUCCUGUGCGCCAUCCGGGUCGCUGCAGCUGCCCAGCAGUCCUGGAGAACUGGAUCCGCCGUUGACUUGCGCAGCGAAGCAACAGAUGCGCCGGUAAUCAAGACGGAGAUAAUGUGAUUGCCACUGUUUCCUGUGGCGCAGGACAACGUUCAACUCUGCUGCAGCGAGGUCUGCCCGCCUGGCAACGUCUCCGUGUGGUUUUGCCGUUUCUGUGGGGAAUGCCCUGAAGACGGAGGCGCGUUUGACCCAGAAGCGCUCGGCGCUGGGGCCGCGGGGGGUCCUGGCGCCUCGGCCGGAGCCCUGCGAGUAUUCUGGGGGUCUGGCCCCUGCGGCGCUGGGCAGAGCCCGGUGUCCGGGCCGAGGGGUCAGAGCGUCGCCCGCCGCGCUGGGGGCGGCACGGGGGGGGUUCCUGGCAGCUGCACGACAGAGGUGAUAGAAAGCUCAAAAUAAUACACGGGCGCAUCCCUCUGGUCUGUGCUGGUUUCCCUUUGGUGCACACAGGAAUGGGACGUCUGUGCUGAACUCACCUUUGGGCCUCCUAUUUAUUGUUUUGGUUGUUAUUUUUACUACAUUUUCUAAAUAUUUUUGGAAAGAAGGUAUGAGCUAAUUUUCUUGUGGGGAAAGAGAAAAAGAAAUGAAAAAGGAGGAGGGAAACCUGUGGCUGUCCUGACGUUAGGGACAGAGAGAUUUGGCAUUAAGGCCUUAAACCAAGGCUGUUCUGUAGAGGAGCGAUGUGUUUGGGCAUUUUGGUGCCAAACCCUGCGUUAUCCAAGGGCGUUUUGAGGAUGCAAUCUGGAUUUGCACAGGUGCUGUUCCUGCUGCCGGCACCCGCGCGGCUCCCCGGGCUCUUCUCGUGCGGUAACGUUUCGGUAGCAAAGCUGAGCUAAUAAUCGCAUCCCUGGGUGUAGGAAGGGCAUCUGAUUGUGUCUUUCACAGGUAUUUUUAGACUCCAGCAGAUGUGGAAUAUACACCAUGGGAAUAGUCAGUGCCUUGACCGGCAGGCAGCUCUGCUGUAGACCAGGUCUCCGUACCUUUUAUUCGUGUGUGGAGCUUAUUGCACAUGUAGAGAUUUGACUCCUCUUGUCUGUUUCUCACACGCUGGUUUUCCAGAUCUUUUGAAAGCUGUUUUUAUUGUAUUAAUAACGUUCUUGCCGUAAGUGUUGCUUUAGAAAUGACACUUCUGGCUAGAUUCUUUAUUUUAAUCAAUUUCCAAUUCUUACGUAUGGGAUAUAUAUAACUAAACUAGCAAUAGCGGUUACAUUUAUAACUAAAGACCAUUUGUUUGUGGAAAUUGUUUUUAACAGUGUAAUUUUUCAAACUCAGAAAAACUGUGUCUUAAUGAUAAAGAUUAAUGUCAAUUCCA